This is a messenger RNA of Syngnathoides biaculeatus (alligator pipefish), 1958 nucleotides long. RefSeq names its product Ras converting CAAX endopeptidase 1a (gene rce1a). Gene Ontology annotation, cellular component: endoplasmic reticulum membrane. Gene Ontology annotation, molecular function: metalloendopeptidase activity. NCBI's taxonomy places the organism in Eukaryota, Metazoa, Chordata, Actinopteri, Syngnathiformes, Syngnathidae. The coding region runs from base 540 to 1472 and encodes 310 amino acids. The record is from RefSeq and is a predicted model, not a curated record. The transcript has 9 exons. Gene Ontology annotation, biological process: CAAX-box protein processing.
GUGGAGCAAGGACAUUUGGAUUUCCUCGGAAUAUUUUCGACGCGAUGGUUUCAAUUUGCAUUGGAGUUAUCAGUGAUUAUUAUUCCCAAUUUUCUAAACGUGACAUUUAAUUCAAGUCAAUUCCAGUGUUUCAUUUUGCAUUUCAGUCGUCAUUUUUUUGCUCUUUCAUAUGUCGCUCAAAAGGCUACAGUCCAUUAUUCUGGUGAUGAUGAUAAUAAUUAUUAUUCGUUUCAGAUCAAUGAUAGCAGAGGCUGGUUCGAAAACUUUGUUGAAAGUGGUAUGAUGCUCAAAUCUUACUUGUGUUCCCGCUCGCGGAUUUAUAUGAAGUAUAGUUUAAGCUCAAUUUCCCAAUACAACGAUGACUGACUCAUAAACGAUGUUAUUAUUGCCAUGUACACAUAUGGCCAGUAAGUGGCACUGUUGCUGAUAGCUCGAGGAGGAAAACGAAGAAGACUUGUGUGGUGACGCAAUCACUCUGCGCCCGAUACCGAAGUCGUUAAGCUAGCAACAUGAACUAAAGGUGUAGAAAACCAGUCGUCAUGACAGACGUGGACGAGCACGGCAAUGGCGGCCCUGUGUGCGUCGCUUUCGUCUCGGUGUUAUCCUGUCUGCUGCUCGCUUGCUCUUACGUUGGGAGUUUGUACGUGUGGAGGAGUGAGCUGCCCAGGGAUCACCCGGCUGUCAUCAAGCGGCGCUUCACCAGCGUGCUGAUCGUCUCCGGCAUGUCGCCUCUUUUUGUGUGGGCGUGGAGGGAAUUCACCGGCAUCAAGACGUUGCCGUCACUCCUGGCGAUCAUGGGGAUCCGCUUUGAAGGCGUCGUACCCGCAGUCGUCCUCCCUCUGCUGCUCACCAUGGUCUUGUUUCUGGGCCCCCUGACGCAGUUGGCGAUGGACUGUCCCUGGACCUUCAUGGACGGCAUCCGGGUGGCCUUUGACCCGUGCUUCUGGAUGGUGUGUUUCAGCGACAUGCGCUGGUUGAGGAACCAGGUGGUGGCGCCGCUGACGGAGGAGCUGGUGUUCCGGGCCUGCAUGCUGCCCAUGUUGGUGCCCUGCGUCGGCCCGGCCGCCGCCAUCCUCACCUGCCCGCUCUUCUUCGGAGUCGCCCACUUCCACCACGUCAUCGAGCUGCUGCGUUUCCGGCAGGGGACGCCGUCCGGAAUAUUCCUGUCGGCAGUGUUCCAGUUCUCCUACACGGCCGUGUUUGGCGCUUACACGGCCUUCAUCUUGAUGAGAACAGGUCACCUGGUGGGCCCGGUGCUUUGCCACUCGUUCUGUAACUACAUGGGUUUCCCGGCCAUCAGCGCGGCCCUGGAGCACCCCCACCGCCACGCCGUCCUCUCCUCUUACCUCCUGGGGGUCUUCCUCUUCCUCCUUUUCCUCUUCCCCUUCACCGACCCCGCCUACUACGCUCCCCCCACGCCGUUGUGUACCUUGACCUCUUCCUCCAGCGCCCUCUGCCUCCCUUCUUCUUGAUCCCGGCCUGUCCCGCUCUCUCUCUUUCUCUCUCUCUCUCUCUCUAUCUGUCCGUCUGUCCUUCCCCUUGGUCCCCGCAGAGGUUGAGGAUACGGAUGAUACAGAGCUCAGGUCCGCUCCCCGAAAGACGGCAUCCGCCGUGUUCACUUGACGUGCGUCGGGCUGGUCCGAGGCAAACCUGGAUUUAGUCUAAAGAUGUGCAGCAGGAAAAAUUCCUCACCGCGAGCUCGGUCGCUAACGACGACAGCCGGGAGGCACCGUGUACCGUGUCUCGCGCGGACGCGAAGACCAUCGGAAUUCUCCGUCUCGUAGUCGGCGGCGGGAGCGCCGAUGUUCCUCAAGUCGGUCAAAGUCAGAAAAAUGUGAGGUGGAUGCGUCCCUUUUCUUUUAUACUGCGAUUGUGACCACUACGUUGUUUACAUGCACAAUAAUCCUCGACUGGGAAUAUCAGCGGUGCUUUUGGCAAAAAAAAAAAAAAAAGCAAAA